CGGCUUCUCGUGUGCCUCCCUCUACGGCCGCUGCUGCCCGUCUGGAGGAGGCUCUGGCUAAGGGGUCGUACGAAGUCACCGUACGAUACCCCGUGAAAGGUGGUCUCUUUAAUGAGACCGUUGGUGGAGACGACAUGCUCGCUCAGGCUAUGCCUGAGUAUGAUCGUCAGUAUCUCGGCCGGCAAGGCCAACAUGUUCGGCUAUACGACGGAGGGAUGGACUACGUCGUCCAGGUAAGAUAUUUUCCCUUAUAAUUUUUCCUUUGCUUUUAUUUUUUAUCUCUAACUCUAUUCUGCUUCGUCCAGGGCGCCCUUAUGUUGAGGGAGCAGCAUUGGAGGCAGGAGGCCGAGAUAGAGCGGCUCAAGAAAGUGGAGGCUAGGGCUGCUUCAGCCGAUGAGGCCCUCCAGGAUCUCAAGGACAAGGCCAAGGCUGCCGAGGAUGAGAUGAGGCUUCUCCAGAUCCGGCUUGAUGAGGCCGAAGCAGCCCGGAAGAAGGCCGAUGAGUCGAUUGCUGCUGCCAUCCAGAGAGCCGAGGAGGCUGAACGGCUCAAGGCUGACGCCGAGAAGGCCGCCGAGAAGGCCGUGGUUGAUUUCAAGGCCGAGGGGUGGAAAGCCGAUGACCAGCUCCCCUUCUGCUAUGAGGUGGUUGCUGAGAGGUUGAAUGAUUGGACGACGAAGGACCCCGCCGGCCAAGAAUUCUGGAUGAACGAGAUGCAAGCUUUCUACGACUGCGGUCAGUACAGAAUGCAGAAGCUGAUUUACAGGAAGCUUCGUCGUCGCUUCCGGAAGAUGAGGCCGAGGGGUCUGAGUCUCCCUCGGCGAAUGAAGAAUCCCGAUGAGGAUUUGAAGCUUCCCCUAUCGGAGAGGCAGCCUCCGAUCUUGAGUUCGUCCGAAGGGGAAGAGCCGUGGAGUGACAGUGACGACUACUUGCUCGAGGGGCCUGCCGAUUCCCAGGCUGAUGAGGAUGCUGGUGGUGAUGAUGCUGGUGGCGGCAGCG
Messenger RNA from Cuscuta epithymum, 996 nucleotides. The record is from the annotation of a GenBank genome assembly. NCBI's taxonomy places the organism in Eukaryota, Viridiplantae, Streptophyta, Magnoliopsida, Solanales, Convolvulaceae.